Molecule: messenger RNA, 312 nt
Organism: Styela clava
Lineage: Eukaryota; Metazoa; Chordata; Ascidiacea; Stolidobranchia; Styelidae
Source: RefSeq, a predicted model, not a curated record
AUGGCGAAUGCCUCAGCCAAACUGAUCCAGUCAUUAAUUGGGAGCAACAAAGUAGCUGUGUUUUCUAAAUCAUAUUGUCCGUAUUGUAAACUUGCAAAAAAUGUUUUAAAUCAAGCUGGAGCAUCAGGAAAAGCAGUUAUCGAGUUGGAUGAGCGAGAUGACGGCCAUCUUAUACAGAACGAACUCACAGUUUUAACUGGUGAAUCAACUGUGCCUCAAGUAUUUAUCAAUAAAGAGUUUGUAGGUGGAGGUACUGAAGUUGAAAAACUUCAUGAAACUGGAAAAUUACAAAAGUUGUUGUCAAAUCUAUAG